Labrus mixtus (cuckoo wrasse) is the source of this 5213-nucleotide messenger RNA. It is a transcript of the gene pwwp2b, whose product is annotated as PWWP domain containing 2B. Lineage: Eukaryota; Metazoa; Chordata; Actinopteri; Labriformes; Labridae. Gene Ontology annotation, cellular component: nucleus; nucleoplasm. The record is from RefSeq and is a predicted model, not a curated record. The coding region runs from base 324 to 2201 and encodes 625 amino acids. The transcript is spliced from 3 exons.
CAGAUGUAAAGUAAAACCCGUCAGUGUGCUCUGUGUGUGAUGAUGGGAGUCAUCCCGUUGAGGGAAGUCCGUCCUGAAUAAUGGCAUCAAACAGUCAAAGUGAGGCAGAGGAGGAAGGCCUCCUUCUCCAGCACACACAGAGCGUGAUGUCAGCGCUAACAGUCCUGUUGUAAUUGACUUGGUGGGGGUGAUGGCGUCAUUUCAUGCCCUGCUGUAGCCUCCUGCUCCAAUAGCGAAGGGGAGACGGAUCUUUGGCCGACGCGACCGUGGCUCCCUUGGCCGGGAUCGAGCACCGCCGAGCCGGACACUUGACGCCGGGAAACAUGGAGGCUGCGGCCGAGCAGCUGCGGGCCGGCUCUCGGUUACCUGUCACUAUCGAUCAAAUAGUUAACGAUACACUGGUGGUGACGCUGACCUACCGGGAGAGGAGCUACACGGGGAUAUUACUCGACAGCGACAAAAAGACCGGGCUUUUCUGUCUGCCAGAAUUCACAGCCAAACCAGAGGACUGCCUGAAAUCUAAACCAGCUUGUGAAAUCCCAGAAGUCCUGGGUGAGGAGCCGAUUUCCAAAUCUCCGAGCCAGGCGUCACACACACCAAAGGAUGAAAACACGCUCCCUGAAAGCGGCGUACCUGCUGCUCCUCCUCCUCCCUGCCCCGUUCCUACACCAGUGCCAGCUGGACAGACUCCUUACCCUCCUUAUUUUGAAGGAGCCCCCUUCCCUCAGCCCUUAUGGGUGCGCCACAGCUACAGCCAAUGGGUACCUCAGCCGCCGCCCCGACCAAUCAAGAGAAAGAAGAGGCGAUCGCGAGAGCCCGGCCGCAUGACCAUGAGCACGAUCCGUCUGCGGCCGCGACAGGUUCUGUGUGAAAAGUGCAAAAACACUCUGAACAGUGACGAGGACAGCAAAGACGGCCUGAGCAACAACUCAAAGACUUCUAGAAAAGAGAAUUCACUACACAGCGAUGACGACGGGGAAGAUAAAGAAACCCCCGCAAAGCUUUCGAGAAAAGAAGACGGCGUUGCAGCGAGAGACACCAAAAGACGUGAAAACGGCGCCAACCUGGACAACAAACGGCUCAGGAAGGACAAACGGGGGGAGUCUGAGGGGGAGAAGUUCCCCGGAGGUGACAUUAUCCCCCACAGUCCGGUCAUAAAGAUCUCCUACAGCACUCCGCAGGGUAAGGGGGAGGUGAUGAAGAUCCCCGCUAGAGUCCACGGCUCAGUCAAACCCUUUUGCCCCAAACAGCUGGUGCAGAACGGCGUGGGAGAGAACGGCAAAACGCCGUCUGAUCCCACUAAGGAGCAACGGCACAUUCUAGACGCAACAAGGUCUGGCCUCACCGUGUCCAUUCCUAAACUUAAACUCACCCGGCCUUUCACCACCGUGGGUCAGGACUUACCUUCUCCAAAGAUUCGCUUGACUCCCCCGUCGAGGGAGGGGGAGGAGAGUGCGGUGGAGUACGAGGCUGAACUCGUCGGAGGCACAAGGAGGCGGAGCCCCAGGGUGCCGGGUCCCUGCCUCCCCCACUCGGAGGACUCAGGGGAGGGUAAGAACUCUCUGGAGUUGUGGUCGGGAAGUUCAGGUGAGGAGGCGGAGCGUGGACACAGUGACCUCACACUCCUCAUCAAUUUCCGUAAGCGUAAAGCGGAUUCUUCGAGUCUGUCGGUCUGCAGCAGCGACAGCCUAGACGAGUCCAAGUCCUUCAGCUCUGACGGCACGUCCCCGGAGCUGUGUGACCUGGCCCCGGGGGAGGACCUGUCUGUGACGUCAUCUUCUGUCCCGUCGCGGGAGGACUGUAAGACGGUGCCGCCUCUCACAGUGCGGCUUCACACCCGCAGCAUGACAAAGUGUGUAACAGAGGAGGGUCACGCGGUGGCGGUGGGCGACGUCGUGUGGGGGAAGAUUCACGGCUUCCCCUGGUGGCCGGCGCGCGUCCUCAGUAUCAGCGGCACGCACAAGCAGGAGACGGCGAGCUGCGAGGCCCAGUGGCCCCAGGCCAAGGUGGCGUGGUUCGGCUCGCCGACGACCUCCCAGCUUUCUGUCGCCAAACUGUCGCCCUUCAGAGAGUUCUUCAGGUCCCGCUUCAACAGGAAGAAGAAGGGAAUGUAUCGGAGAGCCAUCCUGGAGGCCGCCAAGGCCGUGGGUCACAUGAGCCCCGAGAUCACAUCGCUGCUUUCACACAGCGACACACGCUGAGGAUCGACUGGUGGACUCUUUUUUUUUUUUUUUCUUCGUCUUCUCUGAAUCCUCAGACUCUGUCAUCCAGACCCAGGAGGGAGUACGUGAGGUUGCCACGGCUACUCUUUAUACGCCGAUUUUCUUUUUUUUUUCUUCCACAUGGCUGGUGGUGGAAGUAGCCGCCAAGGUGGAGCGUCUCUGAGACUGGAUAAGGGAGCAAAAAAAGGCCAAGCGCCACGUGGUCUAUAAAACUCUUCCUCUUUUUUUAUUUGUUAGAUUUAAUCAUAUUUCAAUAGAGCCGACACUACAAGGACCCAAAUGUAUUUAUUAUCUGUUCUGGUUUAAUAUGAACCGACUUGUCUGCUACAAUCUCACAAAACCUCCCGGUCUGCUGCUGUCUUUAUCGCGGCCCUCGCCGCCGCUGAUGUGUUCACUGCGAGGUUGUCUGGCCACAGGAAGCCGCUGGCAUCUUCCCCGACCCCACCCUCCCCCUGGACAUGAGACCCUUUUUCCGGAGGUUUUAAAAAGUCUUACCAUGAACCCUCUUAAUUAUGAAACUGUGAACGGCUCCAUCUGACUGUUCAAGCUCCUCUAGCGAUCAGUGUUUCCAUCCUCGUCACCUUCUGUCUCAUCUGUGGAUGUAUUUAUACUGAGCUCCUUUUCCUCUCCAGAAUCAUCUUGUAUCUCUUUUCAUUUAAUUUUUUACCCCUAACAUCAUGUCAGCCAACGUCCCCCUAGUUCAUCCCGAGAAUCCUUUCUUUCCAUCACUUUACUUAUUUAAUGCGUCACGUUUAAGAAAAAAAAGCACUUUAUCUGUACCUUUGGUGGCCUGCUGUAAGCUCCCCGUCUGAAACACUAUUGUGAGAUUACAGCCCUAACAGGCAGCAGGGGAGUUCACAAGUCUUUGUGGUUGACUAUCCAUGGCCUUGGAGAUACAAAAAAAAACCUUUUUAUUUUAUGUUAUUAUAGGAUUUUGGGGGGCACCAGACACGGAUGGUUGUGUACACUGUAUUCUGCAUUUGGUGUGUUUCUCUCACUCACUACAAAAAUCCACGUUUAAAGGGGAAUUCUCAUAUUUUCUAAUCACUGACCUCGAUUUAUUUGCAUACUUAAGAGUCGACUCAAAGGUUGACUUACAGGUUGAAAGUUUUGGAAUUGGUCCAGAAGAAUUUCUCAGCCUGCAGCAGUGAAACCCUAAAUGUUUUUGUCCCUAACAGGCUCUUGACCGUUUUUGGGGGGAAUACAAUUAUUUUCAAGGUUACAUAUUAUGCAAAAUACUCUUCACCAUGUUUUCUGUAACACUAAUAUGUGUCUCUAGUCCAUCUACAAAUCCCCCAAAGAUGAGAAAAGUUCAUCCUCUCAGUCGUCUGCCUGCUCCACUUUUCAGAAAAUGUGUGCUCAAACAGGCUGUUUGGAGAUUUUCCCUUCAUGACAUCACAAAGGGCAGUAACCCCUCCCCCAGGUGGGUGACACUCCCACAGCUAGGUGUUUGUUCUGCCCUCUGAGUCUGCCUUCUCGCUGUAAACAAUAGGGCAUGGAGCGAGCCCUUCCAGGGAGGGGGCGUAGUCAAACACAGCUAAUUUACAUAUUUAAAUGUACAGACACAGAAACAGCCUGUUCUGAGCAGGGCUGAAAAUACAGGAUCAGAGUGGAUUUACAACAAGACACUUCACAGAAAUGUAUUUUGGAGCUCUGAGACUUAUUUAAACUGGUUGAAGAGGAGGAUAUGUGACCUUUACACCAAAAACAGCUCUACCAAACUCCAUUGACAAAUUCUGUGAUUUUAACUUGCAGAAAACACAAAUUGUUGGCCAGUAUCUGCCUUCAUUGAUUACUUCUUUGUGAUUCACCGAUUAAAGUAAAGUUCUUUAAACAUUGAACAAAAGGACGUACCAAAUGAAUACGUUAAAGCAUCCGUCUGCAAGCAUCUUCAGUGUUCUGUCGGAUAAAAUGACUGUUUUUGUGGAUGGAGUAUGGUGGCUUUUGAAAACUGGGACAUCGAGGUUAAAAACAAUCAUCUUCCUCCCUAACAUAAAGGUCUGUCUCUGUAGGGAUCCUUUCUGUAAUAUCAUCAUACAUUUAGAAUAACAACAUGAGCCUGUCAGUGACGAGAAAAACAUCUUUUAGUGGGUUGUUUUUAUUGAUAAAGGAUUACGUAGCAGCCAUUACAGCCUCUUUCACUGCUGCAGGCUGAAGAAAUCCUCCGGAGCCAUUCCAAACCUCUUGAACGUUUUAGUCAAUGAGUUGCCCAAAACAUUUUUUUUUUAACAAGGGGGUUGUUCUUUGUUUAAAAAAUACUUGAAUUCCCAUUUAAAAUUUCCACUGGAGAAACCCGGGUGAUCAGUCGUGUCAGAGCCCCUUCUGUAUCAUCAGUCAAAGCUUUAUGAGUGACAUUUGGUAGAACAUGAAAUUGAACAACAUGCUGUAAGAAAACUGUGAAUUCAGCGGCUCAGUGUGCCGAACAGAAGCUCUCCGCUCGUCACAGGCUGCAGUUAUUGAGUCAUCGGGCUGAAGCGGACUGUAACGCCGACCUUUAGUGACCUUUGUGUUGAAAGCAGCACUGUUUGCAUAGGGGGAGGAGGGGGGGGGAGGCAGCAGUGAAGGUAGGAGACCACAUGGAGGUCUGUAUUAAAAAAAACGUACUGAAGAUUGCACACAGCCGGCCAGCCGUGUCCUCUGCCUGUCUGGGAACAUGACAUUCAGUUUGAGGCUCAAUGAGAGGAGUGUGUUUAUCGAGGGGGGAGGGGGAGGUGGUUUGGGGUGUGGGCAGGUAACACACACCUGUUCUGAUAAUCUUUGGUUUGACUGUUUGCUGUCGAGCUCGGCUAGAUUCCAGGCAGCCUUACACAUCGAGGAGUGGGAGAGUUAUAAACGUACGAAUGCCUGAGAAAGAAAUAACGUUGUCAGGAUUUCCUGUGCGCGAGCAACACGGCGCUCUACUGUUGCCCACGUUGGUCAAUGUUAUUGGCAAUUUUUUUUUUGUUUUCUUUUUUACAUGUACUGUACAUAAAAUAAAAUAUAAAGCAAUAA